AUGCGUUCCUCCUCCACCCGCACAAAAAGCUCUUCCAAGAGCGAAUUCGUGCCGGUAUGGGACAAGCUCGGCACGCCGGCCUCGGCGAAGCUAAUCGAGAAAGAGAACGAAAACAAUGGAGCAGAUGAAAACAGUCUCCUAACCUCCAACCAGUCCCAGUCCGUCAACACGACCUGUCUCUUUGUCGGGAAAAAGAAGUGCGGGAAGACAACACUAGUGGAGCGUUUCAUCAACCCAUCGAAGGAAGACUUUCCGAAGUCCACCGUCGCGUUGGACUACAAAUUCGUCCGCACGGAUGCGGCGGUGGGCAGCGGGAAAAACGUCGCGCACUUGUACGACAGCGGGCUGGACGUCUUUGCGGAUCUAGUCGUGAAAACGACAGCUGCAAGUAGUUCCUCCUCCUCCUCUUCAAGCACAAGCACUUCUACUACAACAUCCUCAUCCUCCACAUCAUCAAAUAACAUGUUAUGUUGUGUCGUUCUAGACGGGUCGGAACCUGGGAACAUCCUGCAGUCAUUCCUUGAAUGGACGAGCCUACUCCGUUCGAAAAUCGCCGCGGCAAAUCCGAAUUUGUCCGCGAGUACAAGAUGUGAAAUGCAAAAAUGUCUGGGUCUGGAAACUUGUAAUGCUAAAAAUGAAUGAUAGACGCACUGCAAUACGCAGUUACGCAUGACAAAUUUUUUGGCUGCCAUGUCUUACAACGUAUUCCGCAUGGCAAACUGCGUCGCUGCAUCACAAGAGGGCUUUUUCGUGCCUAUGCAACACACAUUCCCGAGUCAUGCCAGACAAGCAUGACAAACAUGAAUUCUUCCAGACCCAGACAUUUUUGCACUUGAUACAAGACCGGACUUACAGCCAGCAGAGGUGUUUGAGAAAUUCCCGAACAAGGAGCAGCUACGGCCCUUCCCGGUGCCGCUGUUAAUCGUGGUUGCGAAGUACGUAUCCUGUGCAAAAGUAUCGUACUCGUACUAAUUGCAGAUAUCUAUGCAUGACAGAUCCAACUUUCUACCUGAAAUAGCAUGACAAAUUACAUUUUUGCUCUUGGGAAAAUUUGUAAUGCAAUUUAUACUAGUACGAUAGUUUUGCAAUGCAUAGUACGAUCUGAUGAUUGGAAGAAUGGACGCGGAGCUGCGGAAAGUGCUGAUUCGGGGACUGCGGUUUUUCGCACACAUUUUGUGUGGACACUUCGUCACGACCGCAGUGCAGGAGAAAACGAGCAUGAAUAAUUAUCGAGGUAUAAUACGAACUUGUUCUUUCAGGGUGAGUGUUUGUGAUGCAGAGAGAGUUGCUCAAUGAAUUAGGACGAGGUGCGGAAGCCCGUAACUUAGAAACAGGAUUAAGAGCAGAUAGAGUAGAUCAAUUUCUCGUGCAAUGCUGCCUGCAGCACAUACUCAAACUUAAUCAUGCGAAAAUAAACAGGUAUCCUGAAGGGCCUGCUCUUUAACACGCCACCGACGGCAAAACCCUGUCUCGACAUGACCAAACCGCUGUGCAUUCCGGCAGGUAAUAAAGAUACGAACUUUGCGCCACUUAACUUUGUCAUGCGUGAUCUGAAGGAUGAUGCACUUUUCUCAUGCGUUGUCAAAUAGAAAACGAUCUUACCACAACCCUCAGGUUCCGACUCCCUCGAGAAGAUCGGACCGCCGAUUCCCGGCGCCGCGAGUGAGCCGGGCGUGUGGCAGAAAUUUUUAGAAAAGGAAGUUCCGAAACAGAAGUCCAAAGACGACAAGGAGCAGGUUUUGACGAAUGAAGAGCUCGCGAAAUUCCCGGACUCGGCGAUAGAUGGCAUGGUAGUGCAGAAGGGGGACGAGUUGAUUCAGUACAAGAGGGAGGCGGAAAGACGGUACCGGUUGGAGGGGGCAUAA
Amoebophrya sp. A120 is the source of this 1865-nucleotide messenger RNA. NCBI's taxonomy places the organism in Eukaryota, Dinophyceae, Syndiniales, Amoebophryaceae. The record is from the annotation of a GenBank genome assembly.